Messenger RNA from Arctia plantaginis, 969 nucleotides. Lineage: Eukaryota; Metazoa; Arthropoda; Insecta; Lepidoptera; Erebidae. The record is from the annotation of a GenBank genome assembly.
AUGCUUACCAAGAGUCUUGACAAUGAUACUACUACAACUACAGAUAAAAAUGAAAAAUUUAAAUUGAACUUAGAUGAAAACACACAGAAACUGCAGCAACUAACAAAAACUAUCAAAAGUCAAGCAAAAAAUGAAAAAAAAUAUAAACAAAUCAAUAGUACAGAUUUACACAAAUUGUACAAGUAUAGAAGACACAGUAACAUUACAAGCAGAGAUUAUUUAAAAAGCAUAUCAAAGAAUAUUGACAUAAAUAAGGUUGAGGGGGAUGACCUACACCAAGAUUUUUAUAUUGAUGAAAUUAAGAAAAACGAAAACACACUGAGCUCAACUUCCAAAACCAAGUACGAUAUCAAUUACAUAAAACUCAAUAAAAACAUUUCAGACGAAGAAAAUGUUGAGAACAUUACAGUAUCCACGCCGAGUAUCUUCGACCUUCACGAGGACUUUGAAACAUUUGAAAGAUUUGAUGGUGAAUUCGACUGGGAGAAGUUUAUUACUUCGGAAAUGUAUGUACAAAUAAUAAAGAACACUACAGCCGAACCUGAUUUUAGAAGAAUGUUGAGUGAUGAAAAAAAGGCUACUGUUCCAGAUUUGUCAAAAGCUGUAACAUCAUUCGAAGAAAAAUUUUGGGAUGACUACUACCUUGAACGUACUAUACCUGUCCAUCCACAAGUAGUGACUGGUAAUUCUAAUAGCAGCAAAACUAGAUUAGUACCACGUCCGUCACUUCAAAAAACUUAUCUAGAAACUAUAACAUUGCCUGAGAUUAAAAAAUCUUUAAAUAGUGACAAUAAUAUUAGGAAUCUUGGAAUGAGGUAUCUUAACAACCCAAGAAGGAUUCCUGGUGGCCAAUAUCCCGUAAUUGAUGGUAGAAGAAAUAUGCCUACUCUACCUACUAUUCAAACUACUGCAGACCAAAUAUUAUAUGAUUCAAUCAUCAAAGACAUAGACAAGGACAUAGAUAUUUGA